This is a messenger RNA of Suhomyces tanzawaensis NRRL Y-17324, 692 nucleotides long. RefSeq lists its product as uncharacterized. The record is from RefSeq and is a predicted model, not a curated record. The transcript has a single exon. Bases 154 to 612 code for a protein of 152 amino acids. Lineage: Eukaryota; Fungi; Ascomycota; Pichiomycetes; Serinales; Debaryomycetaceae.
UAGAGGUGAAACGACACCGACAACCCAACGAUCAGAUGCCGAGCUCGGGGACUCUAGAUGGUCUGCUUGAAGGGUGCCGCUGUCGCGUGACACCACCAGCCAUCCACACGAGGGUUGGAAGCCGCUGCCUAUUAAUAGCCCGCGAAAGUGGCUAUGGACUGUCACGUGCGCCUCGUCCUAAGGGGCCACGCCAGGGCCAGAACCACCAGGCGGGAGAGCUGCCACGGCUGGCGGAGGCUGUCACUGGCACCACGAUGGGCCUGCUACGUACCGACACCAACCACUGCUACGCACCAGCACCAGCCACUGCUACGUACCAGCAUCUGGCACUGUAAUUGUACUGGCACACCUAUAAAACUAUGCCUCGUGAGUCGCAGUCUCCCACUCGCUGGCGCAAAUGUGAAACUCUGGCAGAUCGGCCGUGGUGCCUCGCAGGCCACGCCACCAAACCACCACCACCACCACUACCACCAUCCUCCAGCACCACCAGCACCAGCGCCAACACUCCCACUACCACCAUUCUCUCAUCCCCCUCGUACCGUCUCCCCAUCCCCUGCCUACCCCUUGCUGGCUCGCCAGGGAUGGACACGCCCGCGGCGUCGCACCGCUUAGUAUCACGGUCGUCCCAGCACUGCGGCUACCUACCACGCUAAAAAAAUCCGCUAGUUUUCUUUCUCUUCUUUUCAUCAACA